Solenopsis invicta (red fire ant) is the source of this 3515-nucleotide messenger RNA. RefSeq names its product cytochrome P450 315a1, mitochondrial (gene sad). The record is from RefSeq and is a predicted model, not a curated record. Lineage: Eukaryota; Metazoa; Arthropoda; Insecta; Hymenoptera; Formicidae. The coding region runs from base 1801 to 3408 and encodes 535 amino acids. The transcript is spliced from 9 exons. Gene Ontology annotation, molecular function: oxidoreductase activity, acting on paired donors, with incorporation or reduction of molecular oxygen; iron ion binding; heme binding.
CUCGUCAGCGGUCUCACUCGUACUUUCGGCACCCAGGACACGCGACGAACGCGCAUCAAAGAAAGAGAAAGAGACGAGGAUGGAAAAUAGAAAAAGUGUAGGUAGGACGACGUUGCGAGGUGCAGAACGGUGCAGCUCUGCGAACCAGGUGCGCGACGUCGUUUCUCGACCGCCUACGAACGGCGGAAUGAUCGUCGGGAACCUCGGGGCGAAGACGAGAAGGCGAACUGACGCCUGACGCCGAUGUCAGACGAAUAGAUCGAUCGAUGUUGCUAGUCACUGAUAACGCCGCGAUAACGCACCGGUUGCCGAGAGCGGCGCGUCCAAAGGUACCGCUGGUACCGCGCGCCAACGAACGCGCCGCGCGAGAAUUAUUUGGAUCGUCGAAUCGAACCACUGCCAUCUCGCGCCCGCCGCGGCGAUAUCGAUACUCUGAUCGAGACGGGAGAUAUCGAUACUCCGCAAACUUCGUGCAUUUCGAAUCGCGAAAAGACCAACGGUUUCUGAAGAAGAGCGUGGAGGAAAUCAAGGACAAUGAAGGGGUCGAGGGAUUGCACAAAAAGUAUUUUCGUCUUCAAUAAAUAAUACGCAGCUGUAAUGUGUAUCACGUGUUUGAUGUACAAAAAAAUUUGCCAACGCGAUUGUUAUUGAUGGGAGACAAACAGGUCUGGUCGUCACGCCGACCGUCUGUCGUGCGUCGAUCCACUCUUUUUUACCCGCAAUUCUUCGCUAUUUUCGUUUUAAUUUGCAUUUAUUGAAUUUAUAUAAAAUUGUCCGAAGGUUCGAAGGAGGAAAAUGAAAAGACAAAACAAAUUAUGGAAAGAAAGCCUCUUGUCGCUUAAAAAGAGAUGAAAUGGACGAGGACGAAGAGGAAGGAGGAGGAGGAAGAAAGAGGAAAGCGGGACCAGCGCCACUUUUUUUUAUCAGAUAUAUCAGACGCAUCCGAAAUCUCGGGGGUCUUCAGGAACCCAGGCGCGAUCCAUAAAACUUCAUGGCAGCCGAUUCACUUUGAAUAAACUUAGCAUAUCUUGGGAUGUAAUCGACGUAUGUUUCCCUCUCGGACGGAGCCAUACGUCUCAGCUGUUUUGACAUUCAGAUGUCUGCGUCUUAUAUAUAGGCGCCUGCCGGGCGAUUUGAAAUUUCUCGGAGAGAAGAAUUCUCUUUUUUUUCUUUUUCCUUCAUGUCGAAGAUGAAACACUUUACAGGCUCAGUUGCUUUCAAGAGAACGUAAGAAAAAACCCGGGAAGCAGGAUUCGAUCGUGCUUCUAAUUCAAGACGAGAAGGAUAGAACAGCGGCGCAGAUCCAGAUAACGGUAUACUCGAUCUCCUGCUGCAAGCCCAUCGCGAAUCCCAAUCGCAUGGAAGGCAGAAAAUCUUCUCAAUCGGCUCGAAACUACGUUCCGCACCGCUUGCGGUCGGCUCCGCUUCCGGUUGGUGUCGGUUCGCCAACGAUCGGCAACCAGGAGUUGCCGCAUGCGCGGUAGGAAGGUUCAGGAUGCUCGCCAGGCGAGUUCGACAGUUUGAUCCCGGAGAAUCGAGCAUAGUUUAUUAGACCGGCACGUACGUGAGGACGGGGAGCAUCUGGACACUGGAUGUAACGAAGAAGAGAGAGAGAGAGAAAAGGAAAAAGGAAACACAGAAGAGCGAAUCUCAGUUUUCAAAUACAACAUUCUACGAUGAAGUGACAUUACGAUAUAAUAUAACGACAUAAGAAGAGGAGCUAAUUAGAAUCAAAACACAAAUAUUGCGAAGCUGCACGUACUCGUCUCUUGGGCCUGUAUAUUCGGUGUCGCCGGAGAGAUGCACACUACACGAAGAGUAUUACGAAGAUUCGCGAGGUUGAUGAACCUUCACGAUGACUUCAACAUCUUGCUCGUCAAGCAUAGAAUGCUUAGAUCCGAUUCACGGUCUUUUAUACCGAACGAAAAUGAUGCUGCUGUUCCUUCUUCGAGGAACAUUGCCGGCCAAGGCUUGGCAAGGAACUUCAUGUUAUCACAAACGUUCGUGCGAGAUUUCAGUACUCUGACGGGAAAGGAACCGCCCGAACCUCGUAGUCUCCCUGUAUUCGGCACGAUGUUGGACCUGAUAUUGGCCGGUGGCGCGAAAAAGCUACACGAAUAUGUGGAUAAGAGACACCGAGAACUCGGACCGGUCUACAGAGAACAGAUUGGACCGGUGCGAGCCGUUUUCGUUAAUUCGGCUGCCGAAUAUCGUAAGAUAUUACUUGAUCUUGCUGGUCCCAUGCCGCGGAACUUCUUGCCGGAAUCCUGGCAACUGUAUAAUGAGAUUCGAGGACAAAACCGAGGUCUGCUCUUCAUGGACGGGGAAGAGUGGUUGCAUCAUCGUCGAAUUCUCAAUAACGUGAUGAUCAAGCCUGAUCCAAUGGAAUUUUUAUGCACACCAUGUCAGGAAAGCGCCAAGAAUUUGACAGAGAAAUGGAAGGCAUAUAGUCAAAUCGGAUGUACAAUACCAAAGUUAGAACAUCAUUUAUAUCAGUGGUCUAUCGAGGUGAUGCUGGCGGUUAUGAUAGGUUCACGAUGGCGGGAUUGCAAGCCGCAACUACGUUCUGAGAUAGAUUACGUGGCAAUGAUGGUACAUCAGAUUUUCGAAUAUUCCGCAACUCUCACAAUUAUACCGCCUAAAUUGGCGAUGAAGUUUAAAUUGCCGAUAUGGACUAAGUUCGUUAAAAUUGUCGAUACGGUGCUGGAAAGAGUACACAAUUUGGUGCCAAAAAUGAUCCAGUUGUCAAAUGGCGACGGACUUUUGCAGAUGAUUACGAAUUACGGUAUUUGCGAUGAUAUGGCCGGCAGAAUAAUUACCGAUUUCAUCAUAGCUGCGGGCGACACAACAUCGGUUGCCAUGCAAUGGAUGUUGCUACUGCUUAGUGGUCGUCCCGAACUACAAGAUCAAUUAUUUCAUGACAUCAAAAACUUGUCAGCAAAGGAAAUUCUGGAACAUAAACUGUUGAGGAAUGUUAGGAAAGAAACUCUCAGGCUUUAUCCUGUUGCACCAUUCCUUGUGAGAUAUUUGCCGACGGAUGCCAUAAUUGGCGGUUAUUUAGUGCCGAAAGGGGAGUUAAUUGUCAUGUCGCUUUACUCGAGCAGCCGCGAUGAGAAGAAUUUUCCACGGCCUAACGAAUUCUGGCCAGAAAGGUGGAUGAAAACGAAGGAAUCUUUACCGCAUUAUCAGGAAGUAAACGAUGCACGUGCCAGUUUACCAUUCGCGACAGGCUUGAGAAACUGCGUCGGUCGCAAACUCGCGAUAACACAAAUGUCUCUUACGUUGGCGGAGCUCAUUAAAAACUUCAAGAUCGAGUGUGAAAAUCGGGAUAGCAUUGAAAUGAUUUUGCAUUUGGUCUCUGUGCCAUCAAAGCCAAUCAAAUUGAAGCUGACUGAUAGAGAAAUAUGACGAGAAUGUUAAAUGAUAAUUACAGAUAUUAGGAAACAAUUAAAGACAAUUUUAUUAAUGACGCGAUGCAAGAAAUGAAAUUCGCUGUAUAGAUAAUUCAUUAUAUU